AUGGAGGAAAGACCAUCCUCACGUACGCAAAUAUUUCCUUUUUUCUUUUCCCACUGCUUUCUUUUUUACAUUCCAUUAACGAUGGUUGCAAUAGGGUUUCUGGGCACGUCCGGGCAAGAAUGAAGACAAUUCAUUGGAUCUAAUGACAUGGACCUGCGGUAUUCCAGGCAAAGAUAGCACGCCGUGGGAAAACGCUGUAUACAAAGUCAUUCUGCUAUUUCCUGAAGAUUAUCCCAGCAAACCACCCAAAUGCAAAUUUGAUCCUCCGUUAUUCCAUCCUAAUGUGUAUCCUUCGGGUACUGUGUGCUUAUCCAUUUUGAACGAAGAUGAAGGUUGGAAACCAGCUAUUACGGUAAAGCAGAUCUUGCUCGGCAUUCAGGAUCUUUUGAACGAUCCCAAUCCCGAAUCUCCCGCUCAGCAAGACGCGUACAUGUUAUUUAGAAAGGAUAAAAAGGAGUAUGAACGACGAGUGCGUGCGCAAGCAGCGAAAAAUCGUCCAAUGUAGGCAGGAUGCAAUCGGCAUUUGUUAGUUCUAAAACCUAUUUCUCUUUCAUUUUUUCUUUCCAUACAACAUGCACAUACAUAUAUGACACAUCCAUUUCAUUU
This is a messenger RNA of Radiomyces spectabilis, 606 nucleotides long. RefSeq names its product ubiquitin-conjugating enzyme/RWD-like protein. The record is from RefSeq and is a predicted model, not a curated record. Bases 143 to 505 code for a protein of 120 amino acids. NCBI's taxonomy places the organism in Eukaryota, Fungi, Mucoromycota, Mucoromycetes, Mucorales, Radiomycetaceae. Gene Ontology annotation, molecular function: SUMO conjugating enzyme activity. Gene Ontology annotation, biological process: protein sumoylation. The transcript is spliced from 6 exons. Gene Ontology annotation, cellular component: nucleus.